Xenia sp. Carnegie-2017 is the source of this 1911-nucleotide messenger RNA. RefSeq names its product serine/threonine-protein kinase RIO1-like. Gene Ontology annotation, cellular component: preribosome, small subunit precursor; cytosol. Gene Ontology annotation, biological process: maturation of SSU-rRNA. Bases 79 to 1893 code for a protein of 604 amino acids. The transcript is spliced from 21 exons. The record is from RefSeq and is a predicted model, not a curated record. NCBI's taxonomy places the organism in Eukaryota, Metazoa, Cnidaria, Anthozoa, Malacalcyonacea, Xeniidae. Gene Ontology annotation, molecular function: protein serine/threonine kinase activity; ATP binding.
AAGUUAUACUUACUACCGACGCCCCCCUUAAAUAACCGCUGUGAUUUCAAGGUUUGCUCGCGGACUCCAUUCAACAACAUGGCGAACGUCGAAAGAGUUGUAGAUUUGGUCGAAGGUCAAUUUGAUGAUGCUGAUUUGAGUGACGAUAAUGAAGACAGCAUAAUUUAUUUUGACUACACUCCAAGACAAGAUGCUGAAGGUAAUUUGGAGGAUAUUCAUCCCGAAGACAAUGAAGACUGGUCCUGGGAGGAAGAAAAUGGAGACAUGAUUAAGACUUUCAAUGGAAGCAAAAAUCGAGUGACUAUGAGUGGAAAUAGAUGUCAAAAUCAAUCUUUCCAGCCAAAUGAGAAAGCUUGGCAAAAAUUCAACAACAAAAUACGAAUAGAAAAAUACGAGGGUCCUCCACUGCCUAAUACGACCGCAAAUAUUUUGAUUGAAUCAGAAAAAAGACGCGAGAACGACAGAAUCCGUGUAAAAGACAAGUCUGAUAGAGCUACCAUAGAACAGGUUUUGGAUCCGAAAACUCGCAUGAUUAUCUUCAAGUUGCUUUCUCGUAAUUUUAUCUCGGAGAUAAACGGCUGCAUCAGUACUGGCAAAGAGGCUAACGUUUAUCAUGCUUCAGCCAAGGAAGACAAAGAACGCGCUGUGAAGGUUUACAAAACGUCCAUUUUGGUCUUUAAAGAUCGCGACAAAUACGUUACGGGUGAAUUCAGGUUUCGACACGGUUACUGUCGUCAUAAUCCCAGAAAGAUGGUACGAACAUGGGCGGAGAAAGAAAUGAGAAAUCUUACAAGAUUAUACAAUGGCGGAGUGCCCUGUCCUCAACCUAUACUACUGCGAAGCCAUGUACUUCUCAUGGAGUUUCUCGGGACAAACGGAAGACCUUCACCACUUCUCAAGGAUGUAAAUCUGACCGAAUCAAAAGCAAGAGAAUUGUAUUUACAAUGUGUAAGGAUCACACGGGAUAUUUACUGGAAAGCCAAACUUAUCCACGCCGAUCUUAGCGAGUUUAAUAUGAUCUAUCACAACGACGGUAUUUUUAUCAUCGACGUUUCGCAAUCAGUUGAACAUGAUCAUCCUCGAGCCUUGGAAUUUUUACGUAAAGAUUGCACCAAUAUAGCUGAUUUUUUCCGUAAGAAAGGUGUUUGUGUGAUGACAGUACGAGAGACGUUCGAUUUUGUCACGGAUCCCAACAUCAACGAUGACAACAUCGAGGAAUAUUUGGAAGAGGCUCAAAAAAUCGUGUUAUCUCGCUCGAAGAAAAGCAAAAACGACGCCGAAGAAGACAUUAAAGAGGAGGUGUUUAAGAAUGCAUUCAUUCCGAGAACUCUAGAAGCCGUCUUGGAUUUUGAAUACGACAGACAGAAAGCAAGGCAGGGACAAACUGAUGACAUACUAUACAGAACACUUACAGGAAUGAAUGCAGAUUUAUCGGGCACUCAACAGGAUCCUGUGCUGUUACAUAAAGUGACCGAUGCAGAAAAAGGAAUUCUUGAAACAAGGAAAUGUGAAAACGUCACAAAGGAAUUUAACCAUUUUGAACAGGAAACCAAUACAGGAAAAAAUAUUCCUGAAACAAGGAACUUAGAGAAUGUCAAAGCGGAGUAUGAUCUGCUUCAACAUGUGACUGACACAGACGAAGGAAUUUUUGACACGAGGAAAUGCAACGACGUCAAUAAGGAUGAUGACAGUGAUUAUGAACGUUCAACUACGACAGAUGACGAUGAUGAUAAAGAAAAUGAUUCAAAUCUUACCAAAGAGGAAAGAAAACGACUAAGAAAAGAACACAAGAAGGAAGUAAAGGAAGCGAACAGAGAGAAACGAAAGACAAAGACUCCGAAACAUGUUAAGAAACGCAAACAAAAGCUAGCUCAACUUAGGAAAGGAAAAUAAUAAAUUUUAUAGUUCUAA